AGACCAGACCAGGCUCUGUCUCUGUAUAAAACCAUUGUUGGAGCUGGAAUUUCACCUGAUAUUCAAAUGUUGCACACAUUGGUCAAGUGGUUUUGCCAAUUCCAGAGGACCCAUUUGGCACUUGGGGCUAUCGGUCUUAUUCAGAAGCUUGGUUACCCUCUCUCUGUUAUCCUAUUGACUAUGGUGAUGAAAGGACUGUGCAAUUAGGGGCGAGUCGUGAGGGCGAUAGACCUCUUCUAUGGUAUGGAGAAUUACAAGCUUUUGCCUGAUGUCUUUUCAUUUAACACCCUGAUCAAUGGGCUCUGUAUAGCCCAAAAAGUGGAAGAAGCUAUGGCUAUGCUUAAAGAAAUGGGGAAGAGAGGGUGUCAACCAGACGUCGUGACCUAUAACAUUCUCAUGAAUGGUCUUUGGAAAGAGGGACAGACAGAAGAAGCAAUGCAUUUGUUACAGAAGAUGUAUUGCAAUGGCCUAAACCCCAAUGUCUUCACAUUUAACACUCUUAUGAGUGCGCUAUGCAAAAGAAAUAAGGUGGAAGAAGCCCUGGCUUUGCACAAAGAAAUGGGGAAGACAGGAUGUAAACCAAAUGCUGUCACAUAUAACACACUCCUUGAUGGCCUUUGCAAGGGUGAGAGAACAGAGGAGGCAAUGUCUUUGUUGGAGGACAUAUAUCACAAUGGCUUGAGCCCAAAUGUGGUCACAUAUAGCAUUCUUAUGAAUGCACUUUACAAAAGGAAGAAAGUGGAAGAAGCCUUGGCUUUGUACAAAGAAAUGGGGAGGAUAGGAUGUCAAGCAAAUGUUGUCACAUAUAACACACUCCUUGAUGGUCUUUGCAAAGGUGGAAGAACAGAUGAGGCAAUGUCUUUGUUGGAGGAGAUGUAUCACAAUGGCUUGAUCCCAAAUGUGGUCACAUAUAGCAUUCUUAUAAAUGCACUUUGCAAAAGGAAUAAAAUGGAAGAAGCCUUGGCUUUGCACAAAGAAAUGGAGAGGAGAGGUUCUCAAUCAGAUGUUGUCACAUACAGCAUAUUCAUUGAUGGCCUUUGCAAGGGUGACAGAGCAGAGGAGGCAAUGUCUUUGUUAGAGGAGAUAUAUCACAAUGGCAUGACCCCAGAUGUUGUCACAUAUAACACUUUUAUGAAUGUAUUAUUCAAACGAAAUAAGGUGGAAGAAGCUUUGGCUUUGCACAAAGAAAUGGGGAGGAUAGGAUGUCAACCAGAUCUUGUCACUUAUAACACACUCCUUGAUGGUCUUUGCAAGGGUGGGAGAAUGGAGGAGGCAAUGUCUUUAUUGGAGGAGAUGUUUCACAAUGGCUUGACCCCAGAUAUUUUCACAUAUAACACUCUUAUGAAUACAUUACGCAAAAGAAAUAAGAUGGAAAAAGCCUUGGCUUUGCACAAAGAAAUGGGAAAAAUAGGAUGUCAACCAGAUGUUGUCACAUAUAGGACACUCCUUGAUGGUCUUUGCAAGGAUGGGAGAAUGGAGGAGGCAAUGUCUUUGUUGGAGGAGAUGAAUCACAAUGCAGAUGUGGUCAUAUUACAAAUGUGCUAUGCAAAAGAAAUAAGGUGGAAGAAGCAUUGUCGUUUUAAUAAGAAACUGGGAAAAGUGGUGUCAACCAGACAAUGUCAGGGAAGUUCUGAGUUCAUGAGGUUGCUCCAUCAAAUAGCAUGUAAAGGCAUGGCGACAAAUGUGACUCCAAACCCCUUCUGUGCCAAUUACAUACUCUUGCAGGCAGAGAAAAUCAGUACAAGUUGCAUCAAGUUCGGAAUCCAUUCACGCUACAGUUGCUGUUUCAGCAAGCCAGAAGGCAGUGGUCGCAUCUACUGCUGUGCUAAAGGUUUUUCUAACAAAGAAAUGGGGAGGAUAGGAUGUCAACCAAAUGUUGUCACAUAUAACACACUCCUUGAUGGCCUUUGCAAGGGUGAGAGGACACAGGAGGCAAUGUCUUUGUUAGAGGAGAUGUAUCACAAUGUCUUGAGCCCAGAUGUGGUUAUGUAUAACACUCUUAUAAAUAUGCUAUGCCAAAGAAAUACAGUGGAAGAAGCAUUGGCUUUUUACAGAGAAAUGGGGAAGAUAGACUGUCAACCAGAUAUUGUCACAUAUAACACUCUUAUGAAUGAGCUAUGUAAAAGAAAUAAGAUGGAAGUAGCCUUGGCUUUACACAAAGAAAUGGAGAAGAUGGGAUGUCGACCAGAUGCUGUCUCGUAUAGCACACUCAUCCAUGGCCUUUGCAAGGACGGAAGAAUAGAGGAUGCAAUGUCUUUGUUAGUGGAAGAAGAGAGGAGGUGGAAGAAGCAUUGCCUUUUUACAGAGAAAUGGGACAAAGUUCAUGUUAACCAAACGGUUUCCCGUAUACUGCAGCCAUCGAUGGUUUUUUCAAGGGUGGGAGAACAAAGGAGGCCAUAUCUUUGUCAAGAUGAGAUAUAUUGCGGUAGCUUGAACCCAGAUGUUGUCAGAUAUAACACUCUUAUGAUGUGCAAAAGAAAUAAGGUGGAAGAAGCCUUGGCAUUGCCCAAAGAAAUUGGGAAGAGAGGAUGUCAACCAGAUGUUGUCACAUAUAACACACUCAUCAAUGGUCUUUGCAAGUUCGGAAGAGCAGAGGAGGCAAUUUCUUUGUUAAAGGAGAUGUAUCAGAAUGGUCUGAACCUGGAUGUCUCCACAUUUAACAUUUUGAUCAACAGGCUCUGCAAAGCCGAUAAGGUGGAAGAAGCCUUGGAUUUGCACAAAGAAAUGGCGAAGAUAGGAUGUCAACCAGAUGUCGUCACGUAUACUACCCUAACAGAUGGUCUUGGCAACGAUGGAAGAACAUAAGAGGCAAUGGCAUUGAUAGAGGAG
Molecule: messenger RNA, 2829 nt
Organism: Amborella trichopoda
Lineage: Eukaryota; Viridiplantae; Streptophyta; Magnoliopsida; Amborellales; Amborellaceae
Source: RefSeq, a predicted model, not a curated record